AUGCUCUCCUUACAAACACAGUACUGGGCAGUCAGGGACUAUCUUUCACCCGUGCUGCGCGAGAGCAAAUUCAAGGAGCAUGGUAGAAUCACGCCAGAGGAAUUUGUCGCUGCCGGUGAUUUCCUUACCGACAAGUUCCCGACCUGGCAAUGGGAGAAAGGAGAUGCUUCUCGCGCAAGAGAUUUCUUGCCGACAGAUAAGCAAUAUCUCAUCACCCGAAACGUCCCAUGCCUUCGACGAGCUAUGGCCGUCAACUAUACCGACGCCGAUGAGGACGCCGAGAAGCUGAUGAGCUUCCUGGACGAGGCGGACGAAGCACCUGGACCAGACGGAAAACCAAGAUCAGGAGAGGACGACUGGGUAGCUACCCAUAUCGGACGAGCAUCGCAGACCGACCCAACUAUCAAUGACAUUCCCGACAUGUCUGACUCUCCAUCAGCACCGGCGGCUGCCGAUCCAUCAGGCGCUAUCGCCAAUCUCAGGCUCGAUGAUCGGGGAGACGAGGUCAAGGAGGAGAUCAUCCCUGAUAUGGACGAUAUCCCAGAUAUGGAGGAUGAGGGUGCGGGAUUGGAAGAGGAGGAUGACGCUGCAGUCAGGAUUGUGCACCCGAGCGCAUCUGACAUCAAGUCUACUGCUGGCCAGAAUCUGCUGCAGGUCCGGACAUACGACUGCUUCAUCAGCUACGAUAAGCACUAUCAGACCCCUCGGUUCUGGUUAUUCGGCUAUGACGAGAACAAGUCACCCCUCACGACCACCCAAGUCUUCGAGGACGUCCCCUCCGACCACGCGUUUAAGACGAUGACGAUGGAGCCCUUCCCUCAUUCGGGCCAACAACUCGCUAGUGUCCACCCGUGCAAGCACGCCAGCGUCAUGAAGAAGUUUAUCGAUAGGAUGGACGAGCAUCAGAAGGAAGGCUCAGGAUCAGCAGCUGGUCAGCCGGCGGGAAGUACGCCGGGGAAGAGGGGCUCGGCGGGCGGACGAUGGGGUCUGGGAGGGAUGGUGCGGAAGGUGACGGGUGGGAGCGGGGUGAAGAAGGAGGAAGGAAAGGAGAAGGAGGUUGAGGCAGAGGGAGAAGGGGAGGUCAGGGGGUUGCAGGUGGACUUUUACCUCGUGAUUUUCUUGAAGUUCAUUGCUAGUAUAGUACCUACUAUCGAGGUCGACAGUACAACCGCAACGACUCUCUAA
Dioszegia hungarica is the source of this 1185-nucleotide messenger RNA. Its product is annotated as autophagocytosis associated protein. The record is from RefSeq and is a predicted model, not a curated record. Gene Ontology annotation, molecular function: Atg8-family ligase activity. Gene Ontology annotation, cellular component: cytosol; cytoplasmic ubiquitin ligase complex. The coding region runs from base 1 to 1185 and encodes 394 amino acids. Lineage: Eukaryota; Fungi; Basidiomycota; Tremellomycetes; Tremellales; Bulleribasidiaceae. Gene Ontology annotation, biological process: autophagosome assembly; nucleophagy; autophagy of mitochondrion. The transcript is spliced from 12 exons.